Molecule: messenger RNA, 5943 nt
Organism: Lampris incognitus (smalleye Pacific opah)
Lineage: Eukaryota; Metazoa; Chordata; Actinopteri; Lampriformes; Lampridae
Product: insulin receptor substrate 2-like
Exons: 4
Coding region: 173-3469 (1098 amino acids)
Biological process (GO): insulin receptor signaling pathway
Cellular component (GO): cytosol; plasma membrane
Molecular function (GO): phosphatidylinositol 3-kinase binding; insulin receptor binding
Source: RefSeq, a predicted model, not a curated record
CGCGGCUGGCUGCGGUGACCGCUGUGAGCAGCGGACGGGACUUUCGGACCUCUUAACGCCUUGGGGGGGAAAGAAAAGCAAAUAACGAGCAUUUAUUUUUCUUUGCUCACUGGAAAUAUAUUCGAAUAGAAAACGUUUGCUCCCUGAAAAUAACGAGCGUGAUAAGUGAGAAAUGGCAAGUCCUCCGGCGACGGGAGGACACCUGUUAUCUAAUGUGGAAAACAACGUCAAGAGGUGCGGGUACCUGAGGAAGCAGAAGCACGGACACAGGCGUUUCUUCGUGCUCAAAGAGCAAAAUGGAUGUUCCCCCGCUCGGCUGGAGUAUUACGAGAGCGAGAAGAAAUGGAAGAACAAGGCUGCUGCUAAACGGGUCAUAACUUUGGACUCCUGCUUGUGCGUAAACAAGCGGGCGGACGCCAAACACAAACACCUCAUCGCCCUCUACACCAAGGACGAGUACUUCGCUGUGGCCGCCGAGAACGAGCAGGAGCAGGAGAGCUGGUACGGUGUUUUGACCGAUUUGAUCACGGAGGGGAAAGUGUACGACAGCCCCACUUCCACAUCUUCUUUGGUGGGCUUCGAGGAGGCCAACUACGGUCUUAUUGCGACUGCUACCGCGGCCUACAGAGAAGUAUGGCAAGUCAAUUUGAAAUCUAAAGGCUUGGGUCAAACCAAGAACCUGACAGGCGUGUACAGGCUGUGUCUAUCCAGCAGGACAAUCAGCUUCGUGAAGCUCAAUUCUGAGGUGGCCGCUGUCAGUUUACAACUCAUGAAUAUUCGGAGAUGUGGUCACUCGGAGAGCUUCUUCUUCAUUGAGGUGGGUCGCUCGGCGGUCACCGGGCCCGGGGAGUUUUGGAUGCAGGCUGAGGACUCGGUGGUCGCGCAGAACAUCCACGAGACCAUCCUGGAGGCGAUGAAGGCCAUGAAAGAGCUCUCCGAGUUCCGGCCGCGAAGCAAAAGCCAGUCUGCCAGCACCAACCCCAUCUCAGUGCCCACACGACGCAAUCUGAACAACCUCCCCCCAAGUCAGACAGGGCUGGUCAGAAGAUCAAGGACAGACAGCAUGGCAGCCACAUCCCCCGGGCGAAAAUUCACCUCUUGUCGGAUAAGGACGGCCAGUGAAGGAGAUGGGAGCAUGACACGACCGGUAUCCAUGAGCGGGAGUCCUGCCAAUCCAAACUCUGAAAAUAACUUGAUGAAGUCCCACACUCUCAGCAGUGGGCGUACCUGCAGAAUGUUGGAAUCUUCCUCCAACCUCCAGCACAGCAGGUCAAUGCCUGUGUCCAACUCCCCUCCAGCCACCUCCAGCCCUAUCAGCAUGUCUCCCAGAGGGCAAACUAACAUCUCCACUCCAGAUAAGGCACGGCGCCCCUUUAGCUGCAGCGCCUCCAUCUCCGGCUCCCUCAGUGACACCGGUAUAAUGCUGUGUGACGAGUUCAGCUCCAGUCCCAGUGAUCUUAAGUUCCUCUCUUUGACCCGGAGCGACACCCCUGAUUCUCUUUCCAGCACUCCCCCCUCUCGAGAGGCUAGUGACCCAUGUGGCUACAUGAUGAUGGAUGGGGCUUACAGCCAGAGGUAUCCAGGAAGCAGGGAAAGCCUGACCCUUGACAAAGCUUACAGGAAGCGCACCUACUCCCUCACCACACCCCGUCAGCAGAGAGCGGUGGCACCACUGUCUUCAGCCUCCCUUGACGAGUACACGCUUAUGCGAAUGGCACAAAGUCAGAGCUCACACUCUGCCUCCCCCAAAGUGUCCUACCCUGAGGACUAUGGUGAUGUUGAGAUUGGAUCAUCCAGGAGUUCCAGUAGUAAUCUUGGAGAUGAUGGCUAUAUGCCCAUGACACCAGGUGUAGGGCCGCAUUCUGGAAAGGUUGAUAACUAUGUGCCCAUGAGCCCCAUGUGUGUCUCUGCCCCUAAGCAGAUCGUCAACCCCAGGGUGCACCCAAAGUUGUCAGGCAGUGGGAGCUACAAAACAAACUCCCCCAGCAGUAGUUCUCUAGAGGACAGCGGUUAUAUGAGGAUGUGGUGUGGCUCCAAAACCUCCAUGGGGAGCCCAGAUAGCCAGAUGACAAAUGGGGAGUACAUGAACAUGUCACCUGGCACGCAACCCCCACUUCAAACUCCCCCUGACUACUACUUGGGCCCUCUGUCUGGUGAUCCAGCAUCUCUUAGGCCAGCCCACCAGACCAACUCCCUUUCACACCCAUCCAAACUGCAGGCCCCCAAGAAUGAAGAUAAUGACAACCAGUAUGUUUUGAUGAGCCCUCUGAGCCAAAAGCCUAGAGGGGAGGAGUCAGACUACUAUUUAGUGAAGCAGCCCAAUGUGUUCCAGACCUCCACAGUGAACCCCACAACGGCACCCACCCCCGUCAGACAUAACAGGGCGGAGAGUCUGCCCUACCGAGGGAGGCUGGGCAGACCUAAUAGGCUGUCAUUGGAAACACUGAGAACCCUGCCCAGCAUGAAUGAGCACCCUCUGCCCAGUGAGCCCAGGAGCCCAGGUGAAUACAUCAACAUUGACUUCAGUGGGAGUAAAUUUGCAUCGCCUGCCACCGCAUCCACUGAGAGCCACUCGUCAUCUCUGGGCUCCAGUGGCAGUCGCCAAAGGAAAUCCAUGCUCUCAGAUUACAUGAACCUGGAGCUGGGCUCGCGCUCACCCAAGGAGGCAGGCACCCCAGUUGAGCAUUUGGAUGUGCUUCCAGAAUUAUCCAUAUGUCCAUGCUCAGAGGAGGACAGUGUGUAUCGUCUGCAUGGUGAGAGGGGCUCUGAGGGCCUUGGGGAUGAAGUGAAAAAUGACUACGCUGAGAUGACGUUUGGAUUGUCUGGCUCACCUCCACAGCUUUUUCCUCCAACCACAGAAAGUGGCCAGAGCAGCAAGGAGAGAAGGCUCUCUUUGGAGGACCAGGGAGCCACAGGGGGUAUUGGGGUGUUCCUGCUUGGGGCUGUACCCCCUUCCUCUGUGACGGUGGACCCUGACUGCUCGGCAAAAGUGAUUCGGGCCAAUCCGCAGGGUCGCCGGCGCCAUAGCUCCGAGACCUUUUCCUCUACCACCACUGUUAAUCCAGUCUUCCCCUCCUUCGCCUGUGGCGAUGGAGUGAAGAGGCACAGCUCCGUGGAGAACAUCUCAUCCAGAAGCAGCGAGGGCUCCGAUGAAGAGUGUGGGAGCCCUCUGAGCCAGCAGCAGACCUCGGCUGCCUAUCAGAAUGGAACUAACUACAUAGCCUUGAAUCUGGUGGAGAACAGAAACAUGGAGAAAUGUGAGGAACUAGUUGGCUUCAAACCCACGAGCAGCUGCAAAGGGGGAAUCAAUGGAUUACACACCAUACCGUACGUCUGCCUGGGGUUCAAAGAGGCUGCAACCACUGUCAAAGGAGUCCAGGUGUUGUCAUGCCGAGGUGCCCUCGUAGGUUCAGUGAAGACUAGAGGAACCUCCACAGACCUUCUCACAACACAACCCGGCUGGAGGUAGAACCUGCCCGACCUGCCCUGCUGCUGAAACGACACACACACACACACACACACACACACACACACACACACACACACACACACACACACACACAAACUUAACUUCUACUGGCUGUCUGGAGAGGUCAGCCUACGCCCCAGGACUGUCCACACACACACACACACACACACACACAAACACACACACUCUUGCUCUCUCUUUGAAGUCACCAUCUAUGCAUGUCCUACAUUAGCUGAAGGGAGGACAUGUGUGUGACAGGUGUGUGACAAGUGUGUGUUGUGUGUCUUGAGUUGGGCUGUGCGUUACGAGGCCAUUUUCCCUGUGACCCACAUUUUCACACUAAACAAAGAAGAAAAUGCUGUCAGACAACAACACUCUUACAGGUUCCUGUUCAGUAUUUAUUGAUCCAUGGAUGGGUUGACGGCUGUGUGUGUGUGUGUGUGUGUGUGUGUGUACAAGAUAAUGUACGACCAGCGAGGAUGUCCGUAAAGGCCUCAGUGUGUCAGUUACACCAACCACAGAACUGCUCUACCUCACAAGGAGCAAGCACAUGCAGCCUGAGAGGUACACUCAGCACAGGACUAUAUGAAUAUAUAUUUACAGCAGAGUUGUUAUUUAUUUUUGGAAGAUGAAUGUUUGAUAAGACCAACGCAAUGCCUUAAUGUCUCAGAUGUCUUUAUGUUUUCUAUGAAAUAUAAGCUGAAUAACCAGUCAUGUCUCUACAUUGUUAUUCUCUUGUGAAAAGGUGAAAAGUGUAAUGUAUAAUUAACAAAACAAAAAAAAAAUAUUGAUAUUAUUUCAGAAUUGCACAGUAGGGCUUCUGGAGAUCUGAUUUAUUUAAUUGAUAUGAAAGUAUUUUCCUAAUUACUAAUUUCUUAUUUAUUCAAACCUAGUUUAUUUUUUCAUCCAAUCGAAGCGUUUCACUUAAGUAGUUAUAAAUCCUAAUGUUUGCACAAGUUCUGCAUGGCUGUUACCCUGACCCACACCCCGACACUGCACCUGACUGCAGCACACCUUCCACUGGAACCUAAACCCCCCAUCACCCCAUCCCCUAUCCACCCAUCACUCCCAUCCACACAUCCCCCCCAUCACCCACCCCCCGACCCCCCAACCCCCCAUCCCCAUCCACCCAUCACCCCAUCACCCAAUCCACCCAUCCCCUAUCCACCCAUCACCCCACCCACCCAUCACUUACAUCCUACAUCACCCCAACCCCAUAACACCCAUCACCCCCAUAACCCCAUCCCCCUCAUCACCCCCAUAACCCCCCCAACACUCUUACAAUCACGCCUGCUGUUUCGCUCAGUGCAGGCUGCAAAUGCUGUGACACCUUUCAUAUGGUACGCUAGUUUUACAGCCAGCCAUGAUGAUGUCAAGUCACGACCGAGUUGGAAAACUUGUCAAUGAGUCACUAACAAAAAGAAAAAACGGUCUUGCCAAUCUGAAACAGAACGGGACCACCGGCAUCAGUAGCUGUGCUAGCCAGAGCAUGUAACAGAGAAAGGGGUAUAUUCCACCACAGAGAAGAGCCGUUGAAGAGAAUAGAUGUGCCCAUUGAGGCCGGUGGCAAUAGAACGGUUGCUCUUGGCAUCUUUUAUUUCCACGUUGUCCCCUGUGCCAGCUCAGACUGUGCCAGCUCAGACUGUGCCAGCCCAGCCUGGCCCACCAUGCGUUAGCAUAUAUUGUAAAACACGAAUCAUGUCUGAAUGUAUUGCUGAGCACUCAGUGUGUACACCACAGAGAAGUAUUGUGGCAAGUGAUUUUGACAGAGUAAUAAUAUAAGAAUCUACCACACUUAAGGUAUCUAUUUAUCUUGAUUGUAUAUAUUGUGUAUAUGUAAAGGAGUUUAACUGAGAGAAGUCUAUUGGUAUGCAUAGAGUACCUAGAGUUGACCUACGAUGUUCCUGUGUAAAGUCCUGGGCUACCGAGUUCUGCAGAGGGUACGGGUGUUUUUGCGUUGGGGUUGUAAAGUGUACUGUAUGCUUUUCUCCCACACCGUCUGUUGCAAGAUGAGAAUCUAUUUUACUGCAGAGAUCUCUGCCUUGUUGACACACUUUACCCGAUGGCAUAUGCAAUAGUGAAAUUAAUACAGUCUAGUUUACAACCACGGAACCAAAUGUAACGCGUUGAUCAUGUUUCUACUGUGUGAAGAAAGGAAACGAUUUUACUCUUGGAAAAUAUCUCUUAUUGCCAACUGUUAUUUUAUUUUAAUUUGUUUUUUUCCCCACUGGAAACUCUGAUCUUAAAUGGUUUUAACAGUGCUAUCCCCGUUUCUCUACAUGGACAGAUUCCUACGUGAGGACGGUGUUGGACUGAGGCGGUAUGAAUGUGUUGUUGUCUUCCAUUGUACAUAGCUCAAUAUGCUGUUGUGAUGCCCACAAGAGAUGAUGAUUUACAUUUCUGGUAGUAGAGUAUUGCUUUUGUCUGUAUUGAUUAUGGAUAGCAACCUGCAGAAAAAAAUAAAUUUAUUUAAA